AUGUCGAAAUUAUUCACGCCUGCGCCUCCUCCCCCAUCCAAGCUCGGCCGGUACAGGGUCUUGUCCCCGAAGGCGGGCAUCUAUGUCUCCCCCCUUGCUUUGGGCGCCAUGAGCAUUGGAGACAAAUGGGACAGCAUCGGGUUGGGAGCUAUGAACAAAGAAUCGAGUUUUGAACUCCUGGAUGCUUAUUACGACAAUGGAGGGAACUUCAUCGAUACGUCUAGUAACUAUCAGGACGAGACAUCUGAGCAGUUCAUCGGUGAAUGGGCCGAAAAGCGCGGUAUACGCGAUCAGCUAGUAAUUGCGACCAAGUACUCCAUGAACUACAAACGCACAGACCCAAACGCGAAAAUUGCAGUAAACUAUGUCGGAAAUCACCUAAAGAAUAUGCUACUCAGCGUCGAAGCCAGCCUGAAGAAGUUACGUACGACAUACAUCGACAUUCUCUACGUUCACUGGUGGGGAUACGACACUUCGAUCGAAGAGGUAAUGAAUGGCCUACAUACUUUGGUGUCCCAAAGUAAGGUCCUCUAUCUGGGUGCUUCGAACGUGCCUGCGUGGGUAGUAGCGACAGCAAACCAGUAUGCUCGCGAUCAUGGAAAAACACCCUUCUCCGUGUAUCAAGGAAGCUGGAGUAUCAUAGAGCGUUCAUUUGAACGCGACAUAAUCCCCAUGGCACGUAAAGAAGGCCUUGCAUUGGUGCCUUGGGGUGUGCUUGCAGGCGGCAAGCUCCGCACAGACGCGGAAGAACAACGCAGGAAGGAGUCAGGCGAGAAAGGACGUGAACUAAGGACAAAUUUGAGCUGGAAGCGAACAGAAAGCGAAGCCAAGAUAUCCCGUGCGCUGGAAAAGGUUGCUAGCGAGGUCGGCGCGAAAAGCAUCACUGCUGUUGCGAUUGCGUAUGUGAUGCAAAAGACGACGCAUGUCGUUCCCCUCAUUGGCGGCCGUAAAGUCGAGCACCUCCUAGCUAACCUCGAAGCACUAGACAUCUCCCUCAGCAAAGAGCAAGUAGAGUAUAUCGAAGGCAUUCUGCCCUUCGAGCGUGGUUUCCCAUACACUGUCAUUGGAGACGAAACGACAUAUACGUCGUUCGUAAAUAGUGUUGCCACCAUUGACAGGCAACCUCUACCAGAGCCCAUAACGCCAAAAACGCAGUGA
Pleurotus ostreatus (oyster mushroom) is the source of this 1158-nucleotide messenger RNA. RefSeq lists its product as uncharacterized. Lineage: Eukaryota; Fungi; Basidiomycota; Agaricomycetes; Agaricales; Pleurotaceae. The transcript is spliced from 7 exons. The coding region runs from base 1 to 1158 and encodes 385 amino acids. The record is from RefSeq and is a predicted model, not a curated record.